CACUUGACAUUAUUGUGUCACGUGACUUUAAGAAGAUGGCGGCAGGCGGUAGAGGAAGUGAAGGAGGCUGCUGAAGUGAAGCUCCAAAGAAUGCGGCACAGUUUGAUCAGUUUUCCCUGCUUCUUUAAGUAGUUCAUCGAUAUGGUCUGUGUGAUAUCAUUUUGAUAAAAUCUUUGAAGAAAGAGCGAUGUCUGGACUAGUUGUGGCUUCAACUCGCGUGAAACGACUGGAUGGCUUCAGCGCGAAGCAACCUGUCAAGUUUAUACCAGUGAACUUAGUAAAUCUUUUUAUGUUGUUGUGGCUGUUUGUGGGUAGUCUUAACGCAGAUCCCGAAGAUCUUAAAUUCAAUGAAUUUGGUAACUUGAGUUUGAGUUGUCCUCUGAAUGGCUUAAAUACCAGCAUCAAUUGGACAGGUACCCAUGGGCAACACCUUCAAACUGGUCAAGUGUACUUAAAGACAAACAUCACUCGGAACAUGAGUGGUAUCUACAAGUGUCAGAAUUCCAGUUUAUCAGAACAUUCUUUCAAAGUGACAGUCCAAUAUUGUGCUGAAGGGAACAUUCCAGAUAGAACCAUGAAUUUUAGUUAUUUUGAGAUGAUUAAUAUUUCAUGCAAUAUUAAUGGUGUGCCACCAGUUUCUGAAGUAGCCUGGUUUUUAAAUGGCACACGCAUUGAUGGCAACAGCUCGUAUAUUACAGGUGAGACAUCAUCACAGACUUCAGUUGAAGCUUGA
Stylophora pistillata is the source of this 733-nucleotide messenger RNA. Its product is annotated as receptor-type tyrosine-protein phosphatase epsilon. Gene Ontology annotation, molecular function: protein tyrosine phosphatase activity. Gene Ontology annotation, biological process: protein dephosphorylation. Lineage: Eukaryota; Metazoa; Cnidaria; Anthozoa; Scleractinia; Pocilloporidae. The record is from RefSeq and is a predicted model, not a curated record.